Messenger RNA from Hymenoscyphus albidus, 961 nucleotides. The record is from the annotation of a GenBank genome assembly. NCBI's taxonomy places the organism in Eukaryota, Fungi, Ascomycota, Leotiomycetes, Helotiales, Helotiaceae.
CUAUCCACCCAGUUCUGGAGCACGUACACGGGACUGGAAAGUGAGGGUCAGGUGUUACCCAAAGGGAGUUGGGGGGUCCAUGGGCUUUGGCCGGAUUUUUGUGAUGGGAGUUUUGGGCAAUAUUGUGAUUUGAGGUUUGUUUUUGUUUUUUCGUUUUUUUUGAGGGAGGGGGAGGGGAAAGGGGGGUUGAGGGGUGAGAAUGGGAAAAGAUGGUUGACUAACGAGUGAAAUUAGUCGUCAAUAUGAUCCCGUCCCUUCACCGAAUACGACGACUGGGACGCCUUCUGGCACACCAGUCCCUCCUUAUGAAGGGCCUUCGAUAACAACCUCCCUCGAGGCAUUUGGGAAAUUCGAUUUGAUCGCCUGGAUGAAUAAGUACAUCAUCCCUCCUCCAAACCCAGACUCCAAAAUCCAAAAAACAAAGCCAAUUAACAAAAAACACAGAUUCUGGAUCAACCAAAACUUUCCCAACCCCAUCCUCUGGGCCCACGAAUUCUCCAAACACGCAACCUGCUUCUCCACCUUCUCCCUCCCCUGCUACGGGCCUCUCGCGCCCCCUAACACCGAAGUCCUAGAUUUCUUCGAAACCACCAUCUCCUACUUCCUCGCUUUACCAACCUACUCCUUCCUGGCCGCGGCCGACAUCCUGCCGUCCAACUCGACGACAUACACGCUGUCCUGCCUCCAGGACGCGCUGAGGAGCGCCCAUAGGGCGAUGCCGUAUAUUGGCUGCUCCGGUCCGGCUUGGAAUAGUACGGAGGAGGGGAAGGGGAGUCUGGAUAGUGGGAGGACGGUGCUUAGUGAGGUGUGGUAUUAUUAUCAUGUCCUGGGACGGGUGCAGGAUGGGAAGGGGGAGGCGAAGGUGCCGGUUGAGGCGGGGGCGAAUGGGGGGAGUGUGAGUAAUUGUGUGAAGGUUGAGGGGGGGUUGAGGUAUCCGGAAAGGAGUGUUGGGAGUGAGGUU